AUGCUGACGAAAGUUGAAUGCUGCAUCAUGGACGACGAAACAUAUGUGAAGGCCGACUUCAAACAGAUCCCCGGCAACCAGUUUUUCACGGCCAAGGAUAAGUUCAGCGUUCCGGAGCAUGUCCGCACUCAGAAGAUGUCCAAAUUCGCGAAGAAAUUCCUGGUUUGGCAAGCCAUCUGCACGUGCGGGAAGCGAAGUGCACCUUUCGUGACCCAGGACACGAUGAACGGACAGGUGUACAUGAAAGAGUGCCUCCAGAAGCGGCUGCUUCCUCUCCUGAAGGCCCACAACGUCCCAACAAUCUUCAGGCCGGAUUUGGCCUCAUGUCACUACUCCAAGGACGUGCUGAAGUGGUAUGCGAACAAUAAGGUCAAUUUCGUGCCGAAAAUGUUCAACCCUCCCAACACUCCGGAGCUCCGCCCCAUCGAGAAGUACUGGGCGAUUAUGAAGCAGCACCUUCUUAAACGACCUAAGGUAGUGAAGACAGUCGAGGAACUGAAGAAAGUAUGGGUUUACAUGCAAAAAACGGUUGAUUCACAGGUUGUGCAGAAUCUUAUGGCCGGGGUUAAGGCCAAGGUGCGGGCAUUUGCGUAUGGAGUAAAAUGGUAA
Molecule: messenger RNA, 609 nt
Organism: Toxorhynchites rutilus septentrionalis
Lineage: Eukaryota; Metazoa; Arthropoda; Insecta; Diptera; Culicidae
Exons: 1
Coding region: 1-609 (202 amino acids)
Molecular function (GO): nucleic acid binding
Source: RefSeq, a predicted model, not a curated record